This is a messenger RNA of Nymphaea colorata (pocket water lily), 6471 nucleotides long. RefSeq lists its product as uncharacterized. NCBI's taxonomy places the organism in Eukaryota, Viridiplantae, Streptophyta, Magnoliopsida, Nymphaeales, Nymphaeaceae. Gene Ontology annotation, molecular function: cysteine-type deubiquitinase activity; protein binding. The record is from RefSeq and is a predicted model, not a curated record. The transcript has 15 exons. The coding region runs from base 367 to 5700 and encodes 1777 amino acids. Gene Ontology annotation, biological process: protein deubiquitination.
UGAUCCUAUUUUUCCCCGUUCCAGUAGAGAGAGAGAGAGAGAGUGGCAUCCCUUACUUUUUCUUCGUUCACUGAGUAUUUCUCUCCCAUUUCGGUGGUUAGGUCGACGCCUUUCAAAUAGCCUCACACACCAACACAGUCGCUGCCUAACACCACUCCCCUUCAUCUGCCUGUCAUCUUCUUUUACUUUAGCGUUUUGGAUCCAUUCAGUGACUACCCAUUUCAGGAUCGACUGGCCAAAUUCGGUUUCACUCAUAUGCUGAUUCAUCAAGAAGUCGUAAUGGAAGAGUUUCCUACCAAGAUCGACCUCCUGCGAUAGUGGGGAGGCUUCAUGUCCGACUGUGAGCCCUAAUCCAUUCUCCUGCCCAUGGGUGGUCACCACAAGAAGCGAACUGCUGCUACUGCUCAUCGUCCUGCCGUCGGCCGCGGCGGACCGGCCGAAUCCCCGCAGUUCAUCCGCGGCGAUGGGUUACCGGCGUCUGGUGGUGGUGGCGGCUCGCCUGCGAUGGUUGUCUCGGUGCCGGACCCUGGGCAAGGGUUUCCAGGUGCCUGUGGAGAAGAAGAAGCUCCCAUCGGAAGAUUGGGAGUGGCGUUGACGGUGGCAGGGAGCGAUCCCGUCAAAUUGCCGGCGUUGGCAGCCAGCAGAGCCGUUCCGGAUGCAUCGGUCAAGGCUGACUGCGAGAAAGCGUUGAUUGCGCUGAGGCGGGGGAACCACACCAAGGCGUUGAGGCUCAUGAAGGAAGCCUGCGUGCGCCAUGAGAACUCGGCUCUUCCGUAUCGAGUUCACGGCACCAUCUGCGUGAAAAUCGCGUCACUGAUCGAGGACUCUAAUGCGAAACAAAGGCACCUCAAGAACGCGAUUGAUUACGCUAAGAAGGCCGUGCUUCUGUCGCCGAACUCGAUUGAGUUCGCGCAUUUCUAUGCGAGUCUUCUCUAUGAGGCCGCGAACGACAGCAAGGGCUACGAGGAGGUGGUUCAGGAGUGCGAGAGGGCGAUCGCGAUCCAGGAUCCUAUCGACCCCGCGAAGGAGAGCUUGCAGGAAGAGAGCCAGCAGAGGCACCCAACACCGCAGGCGAGAAUCGCUCACGUACAGCAGGAAUUGAGGGCUCUUGUUCAGAAGUCGAACAUUGCAUCGAUCUCGACGUGGAUGAAGAAUUUGGGCAACGGUGCGGGCGGCGAGGAGAAGUUCAGGCUGAUACCCAUUCGGCCGGUGGCCACUGAGGACCCCAUGGAGGUGAGAUUGGUUCAGAGCAGACGCCCUAACGAGAUCAAGAAGGUGACGAAGACGCCGGAGGAGCGGAGGAAGGAGAUUGAAGUUCGGGUUGCUGCUGCGAGAAUCUUGCAGCAGAAAUCCGAUUCCCAGCCGCAGACUCCACCGGCCGACGGUAAGCCGUACGGAUCGGCAGGUUCACACAGAGGAGACUCUCGCCGGAGGACGAUGAACAGUAGAAAGAUGUCUUCCAAAGAGAGGAUGGAUCGCAUUCGGUCCUUCUGGCAAGACAUGGAUGCGGAGAAGAGGAGGGGCCUCCUCGAAGUGAAUGUGGGCGAGUUGAAGCUGCAUUGCACGUCCCUGACGUCGCCAUCAUCUUCUCCAUUGGCAUCGUCUACGAAGGAUGGUGUGGUUGCAAUCGACUUGCUAACAGAAGCGCUUUCUUUCGCAGAGAACAACAAGACUUGGAGCUUCUGGGCGUGCUGUCAGUGCGGAGCCAAGUUCGUAGACAGCGAGUCCCAUAUGCAUCACGUAGUUCGCGAGCACAUGAGCGAUCUCUCGCAGAAACUGCAGGCCGCAUUGCCGCAGGAGGUUGACACGGAGUGGGUUGAACUCCUGCUGAACGGCAGCUGGAAGCCUGUGGAUGUCGACGCUGCCCUGAAAUUGCUAGCCCGUUCUUGUGGUGGCGGUUUUCCGAUAGAAGACGGCGUUGGAUUGCGGCCUACAACUGACCACCACUCUGCUCCGGAUGAAAAUUCCAACAAUGAACGCGAAGAUAAAUCAGAUGACGACGUGGUGAAGAAGUUCCAGAACUGUACGAUGUCCGAUCAAACUGAAGUACAAGAUGGAGGUGUAUCAAGAGAGAGCAACAAAGAGACUAUUAAUUCAGAUUCCGAGCUUGUGGAUGGGGAGAAGCAAUCAAGGAAGAUGCUUUUAUCUCAAGAAUGGCCGUUGGCAGAUGAUCCCGAACGACUUAAGCUGCUUGAAAAAAUUCAUGGUUUGUUCCUCUUACUAAUUAGACACAAGUGUCUAGCUGCUAGUCAUCUUAACAAAGUUAUACAAUAUGUGAUCGAGGAACUUCAAGGGCUCAUGUUAGAUUCUUUGCUAAAUCAUGCUGUUGGUUUGAUUCCUCUUUGUAUAUGCUUCCUGGGUGCCGCCCAGCUCCGAAAAGUGCUCAAGUUCUUGCAGGAGUUGUCCCAUUCUUGCGGACUUAGUAGGUACUCGGAGAAGAGCACCUCUGCUGAUGCUACUCAUAGUUCUGAAGGAGAUGGAAUACGAGAACAGAUUGUUCUGAGUGACAGUUCAUCACUUCUUCGUUUGGAUGAACAGUCACUAAGUGACCCAAUUGCGAAUUUAUCAUAUAGUAGGAUGAAACCUGGUGAAGGGGUCGAUGGCAGGGGAAGACAGAGUGAGGAUGGGAUUCUGGAUUCCGACACCGUGUUCUCAUGGAUUAUCAACAACCCAUCUCCUCUUGAGCAAAUGGUGGGAUGGCAGCGAUCUAGAGAAGAGAAGAUGCAUAAAGGACAGGAAAUCCUUCAGAUGCUUGAGAAAGAGUUUUACCUUUUACAGAGCUUAUGUGAGAGGAAGUGUGAACAUUUGAAUUAUGAGGAAGCGUUGAAUAAUGUUGAAAACCUGUGCAUCGAUGAGCUUAAGAAAAGAGAGCAGAACACGAAGGUUAUGCCUUGUAGUUAUGAGGCAAUACUGAGGAAGUGGCAGGAAGAGAUGGCUGAAGGAGAAAACCACUCUCUUUUUGCAAAUAGUAGGCUUGAGCUUGAUGUUGUCACGAAUGUACUUAAAGAGGCACAAGCGCUGAAUGCAACUCAGUUUAGGUAUGAUGAAAAUGUCACAUCUCAUCUCUGUGAUGUGGAGAGUGCCGAAGAUGGUGAGUGGAAGAUGCAGGAUUUGAUGAACCAAAUGGAUUCUUGCAUCGACGAAGCCAUUCGGGGACAGAAGGAACAGUUAUCUUUGGAGCUCAACAAAAUUGAUGCUAGGAUCAUGCGGAAUGUUUAUAGCAUGCAGCAAUUGGAGAUCAAGAUGGGCCCAAUUUGUGCCCUUGAUUAUCGGGCAGUUAUUCUGCCGCUUACAAAGUCAUUCUUGAGGGCCCACCUUGAAGAUUUAGUGGAAAAAGAUGCAACUGAGAAAUCUGAUGCUGCGAGAGAAGCUUUUCUAGCUGAGCUUGCACGUGAUGCACAAAAAAACAGUAACAAAAUUUGUGAUGUUUCAAAGCAAAUGCAUGAUAAAGCAAAGGAUAGGAAAAAAAACAAGGAUUACAAAAAAUUUAAAGAUCUGAAGGUAAUGGGUGCCGAUGAGCAGUAUAUCCACAACCACCAAGAGCCACUUAUCGUUGAUCCGGCUGCUGAUAAUGAGGAGGGGUUUGGUGUUACCACUGCAUUUGGAGAUUAUGAUUCAAAGCUAAGAGAAGAGGAACAUAAGUGGAUGAUUGAGCUUGAGGCUGAGGAAAAAAAGCUUGAGGAGACUUUAGAGUUUCAGCGGCGUAUUGAAGAAGAGGCCAAGCAGAAGCGCUUUGCUGAUCAAAACAAAAAAACCUUCGAUCAAUGCUUAGAAGUUGUCCCUGGUGGAUUGGAUCAUAAUUUUGAUUCUGUUGAAGCUGGUAGCCUGGAACUGCAUGAGGAUCUCAGGGAGCCCAUGAAGAGAAGCUUAAUUCAUGAUAAAUCUUCUAACAUUUGCAAGGGAAAUGAUUUUGGUUCUAAGCAGGGUUUCCAGGCUUCUACCUUGUCAAGUAGUUGUUUGGACUUUGCUAAACAUGACCUAUCGCGUGGCCAUGAAAAAGCUGAGUUGCUUAGUGGAAAUAGGAACCAACAUAUGGAGGAUAAUGUGAAGGUGCCAGAAUAUUUAGAUGAAGUUCCUGUUAGUCAUGCAUUAAAUACUUCUUUUUCAAGCCAUUCAUCUGGCAGUACUGGGAUGACAAAAGUUGCUAAAGCUCAAGGCCUUUCCAGUGCCAGACGCAAGCCUGGCUUGCCUGAUGAAGGGGAUUCAGGAGUUUCUUCUUCUGUUCAAAAGACGAGAAGACAAACUCAUAAGCCAAGCAAUAUAGCGGGCGAAAGAACUAAUAAGAUCCCUUCAGUUGAUAAAGAAAAUCAUGGAGGUAUGGCACCUAAACUUAUUCUGAAAGACCAGACUCAAAAUAGGAUGCAGGAUGCUCCUCAUGAUGGAAAUGCUGAACUAUUAAAUACCAGUGUUGCGAAGCAAGCGGAUUCUGUGAUUUCAAAGCUUGAAGAUAACCCAGCUGAUUCGUGUUCAAAAGAGGCUGUCACAAAAACGUUAAGGCAGCUUCAUGCUGAGGAGGACGAUGAAGAACGGUUUCAAGCUGACCUUCGAAAAGCUGUACAAGAGAGCCUUGACACCUAUCAAGCCAAACGUGGGCUGCAACCAGUUAGGAGGUUACCUAAAGGAGCUUCAACAGAAACAAUUGAUAGCAAGGUUAAUCAUGAGGGGAUUAUGGACAAUGUCUUGAACAAGAUAGACACAUUGGGUGCUGGUCUGCAAAAUGAAGUUGGCGAAUACAACUGCUUUCUGAAUGUUAUUAUUCAGUCCUUAUGGCACAUAAGGCGGUUCCGGGAUGAGUUCUUUAUGAUUUCAAAGUCGGUUCAUAUGCAUGUUGGAGAGCCUUGUGUCAUCUGUGCCUUGUAUGAUAUCUUCAAUGCCAUGAGCACGGCAGCAACUGACAUGCGAAGAGAGACUAUUUCUCCAGCCUGUUUGAGAAUUGCUUUAAGCAAUUUGUAUCCAGAGAGCAACUUUUUUCAGGAGGCACAAAUGAAUGAUGCUUCUGAAGUACUGGGAGUAAUCUUUGAUUGCCUGCACAAAUCAUGUACAGAUAUUUCAGACACGGAAUCAGAAGAAAGCAACAGUGUGGGCUCCUGGGAUUGUACAAACAAUUCUUGUAUUGCACAUUCACUUUUUGGCAUGGAUGUCUAUGAACAAAUGCACUGCUGCAGUUGUGGACUGGAGUCACGUCACUUAAAAUACACUUCAUUCUUUCACAAUAUCAAUGCCAAUGCACUGCGAACAAUGAAGAUAACUUGUACAGACAGUUCUUUUGAUGAACUUUUGAAGCUUGUGGACAUGAAUCAUCAGUUAGCCUGUGACCCUGAGGCAGGUGGUUGUGGGAAGCUGAACUAUAUUCAUCAUAUUCUUUCAACACCUCCACAUAUAUUUACAGUUGUUCUUGGUUGGCAGACUACUUCUGAAAGCGUUGAUGAUAUAUCAGCCACGUUGGCUGCAAUCACUACUGAGUUGGACAUUGGUGUCAUAUACCAAGGUUUGGACAAUCGAAGCAGACACUGUGUGGUUUCAGUGGUAUGCUAUUAUGGACAGCAUUAUCACUGUUUUGCAUAUAGUCAUGAGCACAAUAGAUGGAUUAUGUAUGAUGAUACCACCGUGAAGGUAAUUGGCGGCUGGGAUGAUGUUCUUGCUAUGUGUCGAAAAGGUCAUCUGCAACCACAGGUUCUAUUUUAUGAAGCUGUAAACUAAAGGAAGAGGUCCCAUUCAGUCCCAUUCAGCUUCUGUUUACUGCCAAUCUGCUCCAAGUUGCUGAUGCAGCAACCAAAUGCAUGGCAAUUCUCAGAUUAGCAUUUGUUCCAUUGUCAUUCACUUGGAAACUGGAGACCUGCAUUACCUACAGGUGGAAGGGGAUGGAGGUUUCCUUAACGAAAUUUAUUGAUGGAUAUCUCACUGCAUUCCAUGAUUGAAGAUCCACUUUUUUUUGGUUGGAUGACAUGUUCACAUGUGAAUGGAAUGAAGAUUCCCAUGUGCCCCACAUCAUCUCAUACAGGAAAUUUUAUGAUAGUAAAUAAUAUUGAUUGAAGCUGCUUCAUUUUCCACUGGGGCACAAGAAGAAUUUGCGAUCAAUAAGUAUGUACAGUAUAGCUGCAAGUUCCAGAUAGCAUUUUGUUGUGAAUCAGAAGAAAAUUUGGCUUUUAGCAGCCAGUGAAGUUUUGGUGGAUUCAUGUUGGGCUUUUGAGCAGGGAAAGAUGGAAGAGUUUUGCUGCUCAAGCUGAGCAUGUCGUGGCCUCUUGAGAUUUGUUUCUAUUCCUCGUAAAGAUGCCAAUUACAAGUGUAAUUUUUGAGAUAUCUUUUCUUCGUUUAACUGAAAAUUUUAGCGUUUCAUGUCAAAGUUGCGGGAGCACAUAUGAGAAUUUUGAGACAUUUUUCAUUGUAAAGAGGCUUGUGCCUAAGGAUUGGGAUUGGUUAUGCUCAAAUACUAGAAGUUAAACUGCAUAUAUCAUCAGUGAUUACAGAUUA